GUAUGCGGCUUGGAACUUACAGCAAUGACGUGAAGAAGGCCGCUAUAUUGGUGACCAUUGGCGCGCGCUGUACCUGUUCCUCUUCCUCAUGGCCAAUCAAUCUUUCCAGCAUGGGUCAGUUCGCGGUGUACUUCAUACCUUCGAGCUUAGCAAUGCUUCUUCGGCGUUGUCAAGUCACAAUACAGCGACCAAGCUCUUUCUCUCGGCGGCAAUUCACGUGCUCGAUCUAAAAAACAUUGGUGAAGCUCCAGUCCGACAUGUCCGUAGUGUACGGCUGCUCAGUGAGAACACGAGUGAUGCACAGCUGAAGCAGGAUGCCGAAGAGCUUUGGCCGGGGGCUAUGGCGUUGGGCGCGAAUGAGAUCAUGGAGUUCUCAGAAAGUGUGUGGUACUAUGAAUGAGGGUACGAUGUACGUGCGAUUGUUGAAAGAUUGGACACUUG
Molecule: messenger RNA, 441 nt
Organism: Alternaria rosae
Lineage: Eukaryota; Fungi; Ascomycota; Dothideomycetes; Pleosporales; Pleosporaceae
Exons: 1
Coding region: 89-400 (103 amino acids)
Source: RefSeq, a predicted model, not a curated record